ACCAAAAUGGCGAACGUGCUUGGGGAAAACGAGCCGUUUGUUAUCUUCUGAAGAAGGCGCAAGAAGCCCCACAAGUUCCCGCGACAUACUUUUCAUGAAAUAAAUCCCGCCGCAGAAGAAGCGGGAUAACAGCGGGGUCACUCAUAUCCUGUUAUUUUUGUCGUAUUUUAAAUCUGUAGAAGCGGAGGUGACCGAAUGAGAGACUCAGGGGUUGUGGAUCACCUGUCUGUCCAUCAGAGAGCCCACCCCCAGCGGCAGCAGCAGGCUCUUUCCUUGUCCCCCACAAGCCUUUCUGCUAGGGUGGAGUAUGGAGAGGACGACAUGUCUGAAAGGUUCACAGAGGGACAGGACGUCUUGGCCCGGUGGUCAGACGGCUUGUUCUACUUGGGGACGAUCACAAAGAUAGAUCGGGACAAGCAGCGAUGCUUUGUUGUUUUUGAAGAUCGCUCAAAGUCAUGGGUUCUCUGGAAGGAUAUUCAGACAGGAGAUGAAGAUGAAGAGGAUGAUGAGGACGAUGACAUUGUAUGCUCCAUAUGCCAGGAUGAAACUUCAGACGAACCCAAUGAGAUCGUCAUAUGUGACAAAUGUGGACAAGGCUACCAUCAGCUGUGUCACUCCCCAAUCAUUGAUGCCACCGUCAUUGACUCCGAUGAAAAGUGGCUUUGCUCAGAGUGUGAGCUCACUGCUAUAUCUAAGAGGGGGAAUGCACAUAGGAGGGGAGUGAAUGCUAAAGCCUUUCUGCAACAGGAGCAUCAUCAGCAACACAUGGAGCUGCACCUGUCUCUCCCAUACGCCCUGAACGAGCUGGUGUGGGACCAAGGCCACAAGACUAACAUCCAGCAGUGCUACUGCUACUGUGGAGGUCCAGGAGACUGGUAUCUGAAGAUGCUGCAGUGUAACAGGUGUCAGCAGUGGUUCCAUGAGGCUUGUCUUCAUUGCUUACAGAUGCCCAUGCUCUAUGGAGAUAGGUUUUAUCUGUUUAUUUGUUCCGUUUGCAAUGGUGGACCAGAGUAUCUCAAUCGACUGCCUCUCAGAUGGGAGGAUGUCACACACCUGAGCCUGUACAAUUUGAGUGUGAUCCACAAGAAGAAGUACUUUGACUCUGAGAUGGACCUGAUGACUUACAUCAAUGAUAACUGGGAGAUGAUGCAGCUGGGGGAGCUUGCCAAGAGUCCAAGAUCAGAGCGAUAUGAAAAUGUCCUGGAGGCGUUAAACAACAACAGCAGCAUGUUCAUGUCAGGAAAGGAGGUAAAGAAAAAAAAGCAUCUGUUUGGGCUGAGGAUCCGUUUCCCUCCUGCUCCUCCCAAUUCUGAUGAGCCAACCAGCAGAGUGAUGGAGCGGGCUUCACAUGAGAUCACCAUCAAGGGAUGCAAGUCUAACAAAGCUCUGGCAGGCAUGAGACCUUGCAGUACUUUAACAAAUGGCACGGAGAAGAAGACAAAGAAGAAAAAGAGGAAGCAAGGAACUCGCUCUCUGGAGGCCCUGGCCAAACCACGACGCUCCAGUGAACUUUUGUCCCAGGAACUAAGAAAGCCUCUACCACUAGAGUCCCACUCCUUGGAUCAUUUAACCUCCAUCAAGAGUGACAGAUCUUUACUGUCGUCUCGAACCUCAGAUGUGGAAUCUAUAGGAGCCCUGAGCACCACAGAAACUACCUCAACUAGCAUUUCAAGACAGUCCAGCCUCUGUAGCUCCAGCAAGACUCGCACCACAGCCUGCAUCAUGCCUGUUUCCCCUCCACCCUUAAAAAGGAAACGUGGGCGGCCACGACGGGCGCUGCAGCCCCCAAACCCGGAGAUCCCCCCUCCCAGUCACGCAGACCCAAACCCCACUGCCACAGAGAUGCUGAGUGCUCUGCCGGGGCUGCACUCCACAGACAUAGUUCAUGGCAUGGACCCCAACAGUCAGCUCUCCCACCUUAAGAACUCCAUCAGCAGCUAUUUCGGAGCAGCAGGGAGGCUGGCUUGUGGGGAAAAGUACAAAGUUCUGGCUAGGCGGGUGACCCUGGACGGCAAGGUCCAGUACCUGGUGGAAUGGGAAGGAGUCACCGCCUCCUAGACUUGUCACAGUCGUCGUCAUCACUUAACGAGCGCCACACAGGAGGCGUAUGGCUGUGUGAAGGACAUGUGUACACAGCCUGUAUUCACAGCAUUAAUUGAUAUAUGCCUUUGUUUAGUUUAGGCAGGAGCAGUUUUGCCUGUUAAGCUUACUGCAAAGCCUACCGGUUCAGUGCAGUCCAGUGGGUAUAUAUGUCCAUAUAAACAUUUGUCCCUUCCUCAUGUGAUUGAAAAAUUACAUUUCAUUGAUGAAGAUGAGGCUUUGUCAUCAUACAGCCAUGUUUGUGUUAUUCUGCUUUUUAACUUUCAUGAUCUGCUUUCAAUGUUUACAGAAACCCCCAUUUAUUCAGGGGUAAAUAACCAGUCAGUGCACUGCACCUGUAGGCUUUCAGUCAACCGUUAUUGUGGUCGAUUUUUAACCCAGUGAUAUGCUUUUCAUUGUCAGACCAGGUAAGUAUGAAACUAAGUUUUUCAAGAGAAUGUAGUCCGUCGGGUAUGAAUUUGUGAAACGUGGUGGAUAAGAAUAACAGGGGAAGUUUUGUUUAAAGGAGCUGUCCUUAAUUUUUACUACUGCAAUCAUGCAGGGUAAAGUUACAUCUUGUUUGGUUAACAUUUAUUUUCAUACAAUAUUUGGUAAAUAAAAAUGUGUCUCUUUUUUUAUAUUAGUGUCCCCUCCUUCUCUAGUCCCAGCUGUGAGCACCUCUUGUUGCCUUUGGCAGACAUAUCCUUCAGUUCGGUUUUGGAAAGUGCGCUUGUGUGAGCACUUCAGGAGGAGCUCAAAACGAGAGAUGUGCUGCUGCAAAUGUUUAUUAUUUUAUAUAGAAUUAUACUACAUUUAAUAUUACCUUUUCUACUUUUAUUUCCUAAUUAUGCCCUUUUCUGUUCAGCAGGAUAGACUUAUCUGAUUUUCUUUUUUUAAUUAUGGAUUGCACAUAAAAUUAUGUUAGCCUGUCAUCUCAUCUAAAACUGGUUGUCAGCUGAAAAACUGAGAUUAUGGCAGCAUUUCUCAUACAAGAUUCAGUUUGAAUCUUUGUUCAAAUCAAGUGAGAUUCAAAAGAGAUCCAAGAUUGUUAUUCCGACAUAAAAUGUAAAUUUUGUUUUCAUGGUAAAGAUUUUUUUUUCAAGAAGCUUUGACAUCUAGGUUUAUACAUUCUUUAAAGGGUUAUGAUUGAAAUUGAUUUAAAAAAAAGACUUAUCUUUGAAACUAUAAGGACCUGUCAAGUUUUUAGUUAUUAAAAAAAAUAAAGUGCUGCAUCAGAUGACUGUUGUAUACCAAGUUCACAUACCUAGAGUCCAUAUUUGCAAUGUUUGUGCUGCCUAUGCAAGUUCGUCUUGGAAAAAAUGUUCAGUCAUGUAAUUGGACCAUAUGGCUUUAAAAAGGGGAGCAUCAGCAUUGUUAUUGUGGUGAUUUUGACUCAGGCGCCUUUUGCAACAAGUGCAACUAGAUAUUGACAUUUUAAAAAAUGCGAUUUUUUUGUUUUGUUUUUUUGUUCUAGUCAAGUUUUUGUAGUCCACACACUCAGGAUAUGCCCAUUGCCCAAAUACUUCACUGUAUUGCAUAGGCCAGCAUUUGGAGCGUAACAGGAGGUUUAGAUGUAAGUUAUUCAGUAAAUGUUGUUGGUCAGUAUUUUUAUAUCAGGUCCUACAUUUGUCAUAUUAAGUAGGGCCACAUGUAUGUAUGUAUGUACUCUCUUCUUUUUUUUCUAUGAGCAAAAUCAUUUGUAGUCCAUUUAACUGCUACACUUGCUUGUUUAUACUGAGUCAGAAAACAAUCACUGGAAAACUAACUAAGCUGUAUGUUGCAAGAGGUAAAUAAUUGGUUAGUGUCUCUUUUUGGAGAUGUUAAAAAUGGACAGACCUUAUUUUUAUCUCUUUGAGGAUGUAGUCAGUGCAUUUGAAGUUUCUCUCCUCUGUUCAGCCAGGUCUCAGCCUACAUGUGGCUGUCACUGGCUCCCUGCAGGCUGCUGCAGCCAAAGAUCAUACAUGUACUGUCUGCUUUGUCCUUGAGAGUGUUCUUAUUACAUUUUUAUACAUCAUUAUAUAGGCUGACGUGUAACUUCUGAGCCUGUUUUUUGUUAAAGGAUAAAUAAAACCCGAUA
Molecule: messenger RNA, 4156 nt
Organism: Scomber japonicus (chub mackerel)
Lineage: Eukaryota; Metazoa; Chordata; Actinopteri; Scombriformes; Scombridae
Gene: mtf2
Product: metal response element binding transcription factor 2
Exons: 15
Coding region: 196-2058 (620 amino acids)
Biological process (GO): regulation of DNA-templated transcription; chromatin organization
Cellular component (GO): nucleus
Molecular function (GO): DNA binding; chromatin binding
Source: RefSeq, a predicted model, not a curated record